AUGUAUUUUACCUUUGUUCCACAAAAAUUAUCUAGACAAGCAAAUUUGUUUUAUAGGAAAUAUUAAUUUUAAAAUGACAAUUCAUUAUUACCAUUUUAGUAUGAAAAUUACAUAUGCUUAGAUCUAUAGAUGAGAAAGAAUUAAUCGUUCGAUAAAGUGUAGACUAUAGAGAUUUAACAGAACUUGGAAGAGAUACAGAUAAAAAUUAUGCUAUUGUUUAUCUUAGAAGAAGUCAAUUUUCAGAAUUUAUUUAUAGAAGAUAUGUAAAGAUAGAUGAGUUAUUGUCGUUCUUGGGAGGAUUCUUAUAAAUUAUGAUUACAAGUUUUGGAAUAAUUAUUAUGUAUUACAAUAAAUUAUCAUGUAAAAUCUUUGUUAUUAUAUUUAGUAUAAAUUGAAUUAUCAAAUAAAUUGUAUAACUUUCCUGGAUAAGUAUUAGGUAAAUCUAAAAUAAAAAACAAUAAAGUUUAAUAAACCUUAGAAGGUUCGAUGAUUAAUGAUUCGAAAAUUAUUGUUAACUCUGAAUAAGGAGCUUCCAAAGCCACUUUAAUAUUUGAUAAAGAGGAUUUUUCAUUUCAAAAAUCCAUUUUAAAAUUAUUUGAACAAUCUUAAAGUUUAAAAUUAUCUUUAAAAUCUUUAAUCUUUUAAGUUAUUUUUUAAUAAUGAAGAGACUCUACUUUUUUAAAAAGCUAUGUAUCAAUGAUAUAAUAAAAAUAGGGAUACCUUAGAUUAAAAUUUGGAUAUACAAGAGAUUUUAUAUUAAUUACAAGAAAUAUCUAAAUUAAAAUUAUUGAUGCUAACUAAGAAUCAAAUUAAAUUACUUAAUUUUACUCCAAAACCAAAUUUAACAUUAGAAGACGAAGAACAGCUACCGAAUCGAUUAUUAAUUGAAUAAAAAUUAUCUUAGUAAGAGAUAUAGAUUGUUAAUAAAGAAGAAAUAAUAAAUGAACUUUAUAAUGUAUUUUUCUAAUCUAUGUAAGGCUUGGCUAGAAAUAAAAUCAGAUAACAGUUAAAAUUUUUGUAAUUAAGAGCUAAAUAGGAGACUCAAUCAAGUAUUAGGCAAAGAAUUUCAAUAAAUAUUUUUGGAAUAUGAAAAAAUAUCUAAUAAUUAGAUUUAGAAUGCAUACGAGAAACCGAUUUAACCUUAAGUAUUAUUAUAAACUUUAAAUUGA
Messenger RNA from Paramecium sonneborni, 1169 nucleotides. The record is from the annotation of a GenBank genome assembly. NCBI's taxonomy places the organism in Eukaryota, Ciliophora, Oligohymenophorea, Peniculida, Parameciidae.